Molecule: messenger RNA, 4546 nt
Organism: Nelumbo nucifera (sacred lotus)
Lineage: Eukaryota; Viridiplantae; Streptophyta; Magnoliopsida; Proteales; Nelumbonaceae
Product: abscisic-aldehyde oxidase-like
Molecular function (GO): 2 iron, 2 sulfur cluster binding; iron ion binding; oxidoreductase activity
Source: RefSeq, a predicted model, not a curated record
GAUUCUCUCUUUGACUUGCUGUGUCUCUUAUCUGUUUUUGCUUUGACAGUAUUUCUGUAAUUUACUAAUGUAUUUUGGUCGGUUGCUGGGUUUUGAUGCGAUCAAUGAAGUUGACCCUUUUAGUGGAGAACCAAACUGUGUUUUGGACCUCACUGAUACUGGGCAAUGGAGGACAGAACAGAGAGGAAACUGAUUUUUUCUGUUAAUGGUGAGAGAUUUGAGCUCUCCUCCAUUGAUCCUUCUACCACUUUGCUUGAAUUCUUGCGUUGUCGGACUCGUUAUAAAAGUGUUAAGCUUGGUUGUGGAGAAGGUGGUUGUGGUGCUUGUGUUGUCUUGUUAUCAAAGUAUGAUCCUGUUCUUGAUCAAGUUGUGGACUUCACAGUGAGUUCAUGUCUAACUCUUCUUUGCAGUUUACAUGGAUGCUCUAUUACAACUUCAGAAGGCCUUGGAAACAGCAAGGAUGGGUUCCACACAAUUCAUCAAAGGUUUGCUGGUUUCCAUGCUUCACAAUGUGGAUUCUGUACUCCUGGAAUGUGCAUGUCCCUUUUCUCAGCUCUCCACAAUUCUAAGAAGUCCCCAAGGCCAGAUCCCUCUCCUGGGUUCUCUAAGCUUACAGUGUCAGAAGCGGAGAAGGCCAUCGUCGGCAACCUUUGCCGGUGCACAGGUUAUCGAUCAAUUGCUGAUGCUUGCAAAAGCUUUGCAGCUGAUGUUGAUCUGGAGGAUCUGGGUCUCAAUUGCUUUUGGAGAAAAGAGGAGAACAUGGAUGCUAAUGCUAAAUUAAGUAAAUUGCCCCUCUAUACUCAUAGUGAUCAGAUAUGUUCCUUUCCCAAGUUUUUGAAACAGGAAAUCAAAUCCAAAACCCUUAUUUAUUCCAAUGGAUAUUCUUGGUAUAGUCCUGUUAGUGUUCAAGAACUUCAGAGUCUAUUGGAAACAGAUGAAGCUGAGAAUGGAACCAAGGUGAAAUUAGUUGUUGGAAACACAGGUGUAAGCUACUACAAAGAACCAGAGAAGUACAAUAUGUACGUAGAUUUAACACAUAUCCCUGAGCUCUCUAUGAUAAGAAAGGACAGCAAAGGAAUUGAAAUUGGAGCAGCUGUUACAAUCUCUAAGGUUAUUCAAGUUUUGAAGGAAGAGAGAGAAGGUGGGCUUCAUUCAAACAGAGAAAUGAUAUUUAAAAAAGUUGCUGAUCAUAUGGAUAAGGUUGCAUCAGAGUACAUCAGAAACACAGCAAGUUUGGGUGGAAAUUUGGUAAUGGCACAAAAGAACCACUUUCCUUCAGAUAUUGCUACAAUACUUCUUGCUAUGGAUUCAACAAUAGUUAUGCAGACUGGUUCAAAAAGACUAGAAAUUACACUUGAGGAAUUCUUGCAGGGUCCACUGUUCAAUUCUAAAACUGUGCUUCUAAGUGUUAGAAUCCCAAGUUGGGAAUCAGAAAGAAGAGUUUCAUCUGAAAUAAAAACCAAGAUGCUAUUUGAAACCUUUCGAGCUGCGCCACGCCCACUUGGGAAUGCUUUGCCAUACCUCAAUGCUGCUUUUCUGGCACAAGUUUCAACCUGUGAAAAUUCUCAUCAUAUUAUUCUUGAAAACAUUCAUUUGGCUUUCGGUGCUUACGGGAGUAAACUUGCAACAAGGGUAAGGAAGGUUGAGGAAUUUUUGGCUGGAAAAUUGCUUAGCUACAAUAUUCUAUUUGAGGCUAUUAGCUUACUUAAAGCAACUGUGGUGCCUGAAAAGGGCACUUCCUAUCCUGCUUAUAGAACAAGUUUGGCUGUUGGUUUUCUAUUUGAUUUUCUUCAUCAACUAGUAGAAGCUGAUGCUGACAUUCCCAGUGGUGGCCUGAAUGGGUUUGUUUAUGCUUUGCCUAAUAAGUUCUCUGGACCUGAAAGUAGUAACUUUCAUAUUCGAAGACCAGCUCUGCUCUCAUCUGCAAAGCAGGUGGUGGAGGUUAACAGGGAGUAUCAUCCUAUUGGUGACCCAACUAAGAAAGCUGGGGCAGAAAUCCAAGCUUCUGGUGAGGCUGUCUAUGUGGAUGACAUUACUUCUCCAAAAGAUUGUCUUUAUGGAUCAUUCAUUUAUAGCACAAGGGCUUUGGCACGUGUAAAGGAUAUUAAACUAAAAUCAACCCCAGUACCAUAUGGAAUUGUUGGUAUUAUUUCCUAUAAAGAUAUCCCAGAGGGAGGAGAGAACAUAGGAACUAGGACUAUUUUUAAUAGUGAACCUCUAUUUGCUGAUGAUAUUACUCAGUAUGCAGGCCAACCACUUGCUCUUGUUGUUGCAGAUACACAGAAGCAUGCUGACAUGGCAGCCAAUUCUGCUGUCAUUGAUUAUGACACAGAGGAUCUAGGAUCACCUAUUCUAUCUGUAGAAGAGGCAGUUGAAAGGUCCAGCUUUUUUGAGGUCCCUCCUUUCAUUAACCCAAAACAGAUAGGUGAUUUCUCAAAAGGAAUGAUGGAAGCUGAUCACAAGAUUCUCUCAGCUCAGAUCAAACUUGGGUCUCAAUACUAUUUCUACAUGGAGACACAAACUGCACUUGCUGUACCAGAUGAAGAUAAUUGCAUGGUGGUUUAUAGUUCAACUCAGUGUCCUGAGAAUGCCCAGAUUGUAAUUGCAAGAUGUCUUGGUGUUCCUAACCAUAAUAUCCAAGUGAUUACAAGAAGGGUUGGAGGAGGUUUUGGUGGAAAGGCCAUAAGGGCAAUACCUGUUGCUGCUGCAUGUGCACUUGCUGCACACAAGUUACGAUGUCCUGUCCGAAUUUACCUCAACCGCAAGACUGAUAUGAUAAUGGCAGGAGGACGACAUCCUAUGAAAAUAAACUACAGUGUGGGAUUCAAAUCCAAUGGGAAGAUCACAGCCCUACACCUUGAUAUAUUAAUUAAUGCUGGUAUAUCUGAAGAUAUCAGCCCAGUCAUGCCACACAACAUGUUGGGAGCAUUGAAGAAGUAUAAUUGGGGAACUUUGUCUUUUGAUAUAAAGGUCUGUAAGACAAACCACUCAAGUAAGUCAGCAAUGCGGGCUCCUGGUGAGGUACAAGCAUCAUUUAUUGCUGAGGCUGUGAUUGAGCAUGUGGCAUCUUUUCUUUCCAUGGAUGUCAAUACUGUCAGGAACAAGAAUGUUCACACAUUUGAGAGCCUCAAGUUAUUCUAUGAAAAUAGUGCUGGGGAGAGUUUUGAGUACAAUUUGAUUUCAGUUUUGGAUAAAUUGACUGCAUCUUCAAAUUUCCACCGAAGGGAUGCAGAAAUAAGGCAGUUCAAUAGUUGCAGCAAAUGGAAGAAAAGGGGAAUUUCACUAGUUCCAAUUGUGCAUGAAGUGACAACGAGGCCAACCCCAGGGAAAGUAAGCAUUCUCCCUGAUGGGUCAGUAGUUGUUGAAGUUGGAGGGAUUGAACUGGGCCAGGGGCUCUGGACAAAGGUGAAGCAGAUGGCUGCAUUUGCUCUCAGUUUAGUACAUUGUGAUGGAAGCAGAGACCUCUUGGAUAGGGUGCGUGUUAUCCAGGCAGACACCUUGAGCUUAGUGCAAGGGGGCUUUACUUCUGGGAGCACCACGUCAGAGACAAGCUGUGAAGCAGUUCGCCUUUGCUGCAAUGUGUUGGUAGAAAGAUUAAUCCCUCUCAAGGAAAGGUUACAGAAGCAGAUGGGAACAGUUUCGUGGGAUAUGUUAAUUCUCCAGGCAAAUCUUCAAGCUGUUAAUUUAUCUGCAAGUUCUUACUAUGUCCCUGAAUUUGCAUCAAUGAAGUAUCUAAAUUAUGGUGCUGCAGUAAGUGAGGUGGAGGUAGAUCUUCUAACUGGAGGAACCACAAUUUUACGAACUGAUAUUAUUUAUGACUGUGGACAAAGCCUGAACCCCGCUGUGGAUCUAGGACAGAUUGAAGGUGCUUUUGUUCAAGGAAUUGGCUUUUUCAUGCUGGAAGAGUACCUGAGCAACUCAGAUGGGCUGGUGGUAUCAGAUGGUACAUGGACAUACAAGAUUCCCACCAUAGACACAAUCCCAAAACAAUUCAAUGUUGAGAUCCUAAAUAGUGGACAUCAUCAAAAACGUGUUCUGUCCUCCAAAGCUUCUGGAGAGCCUCCUCUACUUCUAGCAGUUUCUGUUCACUGUGCAACAAGAUCAGCAAUAAGAGAAGCCCGGAAAGAGCUUUUCUCUUUGCACAAGUUAGAAGGAUCUCAUUCUAUGUUUCAGCUUGAUGUCCCCGCAACCAUGCCUGUUGUCAAGGAGCUAUGUGGGCUUGACAACGUGGAGAGAUAUCUAGAGAACUUGCUUUCUCAUCAGUAAAUUAGCUUGUUGUGUGUGUUUACUUGGAAUAUAGGACAAUAGCCCAUAGAUUGCAACUUUGUCCUUGUGGCAUACUAUGGCAUAUGGUCAUGAAUUAACAAAUAUAUACGCCGAGUAUCUUAUCAUCCUCCCAAAUUGACUACAUAUUGGUAAUCCCCCGAAACAGAAAAGCUUUUAAUGUAAAAAGAGUGACAAAUACAAGGCUUUGUUGUCAACCUUGGCAAAACCAGUGUUUUCUGAUUUGCCGGACUCUGAGAAUCCAUUGAUUCUUGAAGGACAA